Messenger RNA from Adineta steineri, 1761 nucleotides. Lineage: Eukaryota; Metazoa; Rotifera; Eurotatoria; Adinetida; Adinetidae. The record is from the annotation of a GenBank genome assembly.
AUGGAUCCAGGAACUAAUCUAAAGGUUGUCUAUCAAACGGCGGUAGCUAUUAAGGAAAUUGUGGAAGUCGUCAAAGCUAAUCAACAACAAUGCAAACGAUUAAGCCAAAGGAUUGAUGCAAUCACAUCAGCCAUGAAAGCAAUACCUGCUGAAGAGCUACAACGAUAUGAACGCCAGAAGUCAUUGAAUAACUAUCGCCAUUGCAUUGAAUAUUGUUGUCAAUUUGUUACUCAGUUUCAAGAUAAAAAAUCCUGGUUUACGAAGAUCUUCCACAAGCAAAAUUAUAGAGAAGAAUUUGAAGAAUUGAACCUUCGACUUACUCAAUGUGCUACUGAUCUUAAUUUAGGAAUUAAUUUGAAGCAGAUUUUCGAUCCUGAACUGGAUGUAAGCGACCAAGCAACGGAUCUAGAUGAUAUUAAAAGUAAACUUGAUGAAGUUGCAGAGCUGAUGAUACAAAAACAAGAUGAACAACUUCGAUACAUUGAAGGAAUCGAACAAGAUAUGGAGGCGCGAUUCACUUCGUUUAAGUAUCAACUCGAACUGGCUAUUUGGAAAAUAAGUGACCCUCAGAAAGCACAGAAAAUUGUUGAAGAGGAGCAUGCUUUUUUACAUAUUCCGUAUUACGAUUUAGUACUAGAAGAAUGUAUCGGACAGGGCGGAUUUGCUGAUGUAUAUCGUGGAAAAUGGUUGUCACGAGAUCAUAACGUAGCUAUUAAAGUCAUUCGAAUUCAAUAUAUAGAUGAAAGAGUUAAACAAGAUAUUGUUAACGAAAUUUCAAUAAUGCACCGAGUUCGCCACGAUCAUAUUCUCAAUAUGUUUGGUGCAUGUAUGGAGCCAGAUAAAUAUGCACUCAUCGUUGAGUAUAUGUCUCUUGGUUCGCUUUAUGAUGUUUUAAGACGGCAAACACCACAAUUCUCAUGGUCCGAUCGGUGCUCAAUUGCUACUCAAAUGGUCAAAGGCAUCAAUUAUUUGCACAAACUCUCAAAGCCCAUUAUCCAUCGUGAUAUCAAAUCAUUAAACAUCCUUAUGACUGAACAUGGAAAAGACUUUCUUGUUAAAGUUGCUGACUUUAGUCUAGCUACAAUACGUCACGAAACAUCACGCCAAUCGUCCUAUGCGCCAUCAGUCGCUACUUUGUUAUGGAAAGCUCCUGAAUUAUUUGUAAUGCAUGGAAAACAUACAACGGCUAGUGACGUAUAUGCUAUAGGUGUUGUAUUGUGGGAACUAGCAACAGGUUGCGAACCAUAUGCAGAUAUGGAUGUAUCUAUGAUAUAUGUAUGUGUUUCACAGGGGCAACGGUUAGCUAUUUCUUCAAACGUUCCCAGUUCAUUCGCGGAGCUGAUUUCAAAAGCUUGGGCACAUGAACCAAAAAAGAGACCAACCUGUCAAGAACUUCUCAAUUCAAUAAAGGAGAUCGCCGCAGAACUAGAUACAAAUAAUAAGCCAAUGGCAGAACCUCAAGAGUUUGCUGCACCCAGCACGUGCAAGGAACUUGGUUGUAAAGGUCGUAUUUGUGCCAAGUGUCACAAGUGCCGCGAUUGGCAUUUUAGUGGUGAUCAAGACCAAUGGAACUGGGUCUGCAAUUACAUGAAUUGGACAAUGGCGGAUGAGACUCGUUGGUUCACUCGUGACACUGUUGACUGUCGUGCUUGGGAGCUUUUUACGAAACGUGAUGGUGCAACCUGCCUUGAUAGUAUUGAUCCUCGUGAAGAUCCUAGUUUUUUUCUUCAUGAUCACAUAUGUCUCUGUGAGGAACACUAA